CACAGGCUCCGCUCGUCCACCUGCUCCACCACCUCAGUCACGCGCAUUGUGUUUUUUUGUUUUGUUUUUUUGGAAGAUGAAACUUGAAGUUUUCUCUGCGCACCACUUCGUGCACAAGCCGCUGGAGCUGUGCGUGGACGUGGACGGAGGCGUGCCGUCUCCGCUGUCCGGAGACGAGCUGGGCUCGGACGGGGACUGCGUGGCGCACAGCCCGGCACCUGUCACUCAGAGCGCGGACGGCGUGAAGGGCAAACCGUACACGCGCAGACCCAAGCCUCCGUACUCGUACAUCGCCCUGAUCGCCAUGGCUAUCCGGGAGUCCAGCAGCGGCCGCCUCACGCUGGCGGAGAUCAACGACUACCUGAUGAAGAAGUUCCCGUUCUUCCGCGGCAGCUACACCGGAUGGAGGAACUCGGUGCGCCACAACCUGUCCCUGAACGACUGCUUCCUCAAAGUCCUGCGGGACCCGUCCCGGCCGUGGGGCAAGGACAACUACUGGAUGCUGAACCCGCACAGCGAGUACACCUUCGCGGACGGAGUGUUCCGCCGCCGCAGGAAGCGCAUCGCCAAGCGGCCCCCCAAGGAGCCCGAGAGCCCGGAGGCGCCGCAGCGCGCCGGCGGGGACACGCGCCUCCCCGACGCCGCCGAGGGGCGCGUGGUAGUCAAGUUCUCCAGCUCGUUCGCCAUAGAGAGCAUCCUCAGCAAGCCCUUCAAGGGGCGUCAGGACGCGGACACGCCGGGCUUCUACUGGCCCCCAGGGGGCCCCCACAUACUACCGUACACACUCAGCCAGCACGCGUACCUGCCGGAGCCCGUCACACCCGCGCCCACCUACCUCCCGCACACAAGACAGGACAUUCCGUGCGCGGAACGCGGGUUGCACGCGCUCAAGGUACCCAACAAGGCGCGCGCCACCAGCUUCCACAUAGACUCUUUGCUGUCAUAAAGCGCCCCCCCACAACACCACCUCCUCCUCCGUGCUCCCCUGCGCGCGCGCGCGCGCCCUGCUCGUGGACUUACUGGUUUGGAAUUUGACGUCUGUGUUUGUGGGCGCGCGUGCAUCCAUGUGGUCAUUUCUGAUGUAUGACGUCACACUGAUUAUUUAUAUUUUUCUGUUUUGUAUAUGAGCUGCUGUGUAAAAUAUUAUGUGUACAUAAAAUGCGUGGAUGCAGUUUAAAAAAAGACGCAUGGAAAUGUUCAGUUUCCCUCAGAUUGGCUCGUGCAUGGUGUAUUUUUUAUGAAUAAAAAACGUCAAAGAGUG
Messenger RNA from Thalassophryne amazonica, 1261 nucleotides. Its product is annotated as forkhead box protein Q1-like. The record is from RefSeq and is a predicted model, not a curated record. Gene Ontology annotation, biological process: regulation of transcription by RNA polymerase II; cell differentiation; anatomical structure morphogenesis. The coding region runs from base 77 to 946 and encodes 289 amino acids. Lineage: Eukaryota; Metazoa; Chordata; Actinopteri; Batrachoidiformes; Batrachoididae. Gene Ontology annotation, molecular function: RNA polymerase II cis-regulatory region sequence-specific DNA binding; DNA-binding transcription factor activity, RNA polymerase II-specific. The transcript has a single exon.